CCAUAACAAUCUCUUUGGUAAUUGUAAAAAAUACUUUUCGACAAGCUUGCCAGGCGCGCCUAAUGCACAUACUAAUUUGAUAGCUUCGCAAUCUCUUGAUCCACCGAUUCUUCAUAAACAAUUACCCGAAGUUUUUACUCCUUUUAUUGGAGAGAUACGUUCUUAUGGUUUAGAUUCUGGCUAUAUUACUAGCACCAUUCAGUCUGCUUUAGAAUUAUUCACCGUUUAUACCAGUUUGCCUUGGGGAGUUACUAUAUGGCUUACUGCAUUCACCAUCCGGUUUUUGAUUUGGCCUUUAAAUUUGACUGCUAUGCGAAACGGUUAUAAAACGCUCAUCGUUCGGCCACAAUUGGAUGUAAUGACGUCGAGGUUAAAGCAGAAACGCGCUGAACUGGACUUUGAAGGAAUGAAAGUUGAAGCCCAAAAAAUGAAAGAUUUUCUGAAAUGCAAUAAAAUUCGACCGUAUUUUCCGUUUCUUUUGAUUGGAAUUCAAAUGCCGAUUUUUAUUUCUAUUUUUAUGGCGCUGAAGAAAAUAAUCGAUGCUCCCGUUUCUUCGUUGAAAUCAGGCGGCUUCUUUUGGUUUACAGACUUGACAGUGGCUGAUCCGCUUAACCUUCUUCCUUGUUUUGCUGCGCUCGGAACGCUUUUUUCUAUGAAUUCCAGCUGGAAAUGCAAUCCGAUACACACGAGUUUUAUUGGAUUUCAGACUCCUUUAAGGAUAUUAACAUUAGCUUCAGUGCCCAUAACAGUUAUUAUGGGGAUCCCCAGCGGAAUCAUUUUAUACUGGAUGGGGGCCUCAGCCGCUUCUUUUAUACAAUUUUCUUUACUUCGCAAUUCUAUACUCCGUCAUAAACUUAAUCUUCCGUCCAUUUCUUUGAUUCGCGAAUUGAAUGAAAAACUCAAGCCAGUAGUCCCCUUCGCUGAUUUACUUACUCGAAAAGAAGCACAGGGUCCGACUCCUUUUGAGGCAUCGCUAAAAAAUAAAAGGGAAUAUAUAAAUGCAGUGAAGCGCAAAGCUGCUUUCAAUAAAUAAAAUUUUUUUAA
Zophobas morio is the source of this 1044-nucleotide messenger RNA. RefSeq names its product mitochondrial inner membrane protein OXA1L-like. The transcript has 10 exons. Gene Ontology annotation, cellular component: mitochondrial inner membrane. Gene Ontology annotation, biological process: protein insertion into mitochondrial inner membrane from matrix. Gene Ontology annotation, molecular function: membrane insertase activity. NCBI's taxonomy places the organism in Eukaryota, Metazoa, Arthropoda, Insecta, Coleoptera, Tenebrionidae. The coding region runs from base 311 to 1033 and encodes 240 amino acids. The record is from RefSeq and is a predicted model, not a curated record.